UCAAAGCUUGUUGUAGUUAGGGAAGCGAUUUUUCUAGAAUAUUGAAGUAUUUCGACCAGUUAACACUUCAGAGUUUGUAGUUUCAUUGAACACACAAAUAUGGAUAAGCCACAAAUUAUUCUCCAUGUACAACACUCCUUAAAUUACACAAUCUUUGACUCAAAGUGGAUUCCAUGCAGUACAAAAUUUGUGGCAUUAGGAAAUUAUGCUCGUGGAUCUGGUGCCUUACAAAUAUAUGAUCUUUCACAUGGAAGUCUUAAUUUAGUCAAAGAGGCAGAAAAAUCAAAAGCAUUUAAAUGUGGAACAUUUGGUGCAUCAAGUCUUCAACAAAGGUAUCUUGCAACUGGUGACUUUGAUGGAAAAAUGGCAAUAUGGAAUUUAGAGGCACUAGAAGCUCCAGUAUAUUCAGUAAAGGGUCACAGUGAAAUAAUCAACUGUAUAGAUGGUGUAGGGGGUCUUGGUAUUGGAGAAGGAGCCCCAGAAAUUGUAACAGGAAGCAGAGAUGGUAGUGUGAAGGUGUGGGAUCCAAGACAGAAAAAUGACCCAGUAGCUACAAUGGAGCCAGGGGAGGGUGAGGCAAAGAGGGAUUGUUGGACAGUAGCUUUUGGCAAUGCCUACACACCUCAUGAAAGAUGUGUAUGUGCAGGAUACGAUAAUGGGGAUAUAAAACUGUUUGAUCUAAAAACCAUGUCACUUAGAUGGGAAACUAAUGUCAAAAAUGGGGUUUGUGAUGUGGAGUUUGACAGAAAAGAUAUUAACAUGAACAAACUGGUGGCAACUACGCUAGAAUCUAAGUUUCAUGUUUAUGAUACUAGGACUCAGCAUCCCACAAAAGGUUUUGCCUCUGUUACUGAAAAGGCCCACAAGUCAACAGUUUGGGCAGUAAAACAUUUACCUCAGAAUAGAGAUAUUUUUAUGACAUGUGGAGGCAAUGGGACGGUCAAUUUAUGGAAAUACAAUUACCCAGUAAACAGAGUAGCGAAAGACGGUGAUGAGAUAGAAAUUGGCGUCCCAGGAACUGUAUCACUUAUUCAGAAUACAGUUCUCUCUACGCAACCAAUCAGCUCAUUUGAUUGGAGUCCUGAUAAGGAAGGCCUUGCUGUGUGCACAUCUUUUGAUCAAAUGUUACGUAUAUGUAUUGUUACAAAACUCAAAACUAUUGGAUAACACUGCUGUUAUUUAUUGGACUGUUGCCAAAUUAACAAAAUAGAGAGUGAAUAUUACCCUUGAGAGUUAAGACCUUGGAAGAGGUUGAAAAUUGAUCUGAAUAAUGAAGAAACUUUGAAAGUCAGAUUCUUUCUGGCAGUAUCUAUGUAAUGGAAUGCUAGUUUGAACUGUGUUUACUGAUUUUCUGUGAAAUCCAAAGCUUAAAAAAAUGUGGCAUUAAGAUUUAUUUAUAAAUCUGUUGCAAAUAUAUGUGCAUAAAUAUACAUGUGCAAGAAUAUGACUGGCACUGUAAAUUUGUAUUGUAUUACCUAAUACAGAAGGGUUUUAUGGAAUACUAGUUAUCAACAAUAAGAGAUGUUAAAACUGUUGGUCUUGUCAUGUAAAAGGUUUAACUGUAUUGAGGCAUUAUAUCUUUGAUUCAUCUGCUUGUUUAGAAUGGAUGGUGUAUUUUUUAGUACAUGAAAAUUUCACAUUUUCAAGAUAUUCUUUUUUCCCAUUCAGAUAAAACUGAUUUAAUAAAAUUAUUGCAUAUUAAUCAAUCUUGGCACUUGCUGUAACAGCUUCAUUAUGUAAUUUUACUCCAACUUACAUUGUUGUGACAUGAUUUUUAGCUCGACUAUUCGAUAAGAAUAAGUAGAGCUAUUGCAGUCACCCGAGCGUCGGCGUCGGCGUAACCACUUAUGUUAAAGUUUUUGUAAUAGUUCAAAUAUUUUCAAAGUCCAUUGACAUGUGGCUUUGAAACUUUGCACACUUGUUCACCAUCAUGACCCCAACCUGUAGACAGGAGGAGGUAACUCUAUCAAGCAUUUUGACAGAAUUAUGCCCCUUUUUCGACUUAGAAUUUACGUUAAAGUUUUUGUAAUAGUUCAAAUAUUUUCAAAGUCCAUUGACAUAUGGCUUUGAAACUUUGCACACUUGUUCACCAUCAUGACCCCAACCUGUAGACAGGAGGAGGUAACUCUAUCAAGCAUUUUGACAGAAUUAUGCCCCUUUUUCGACUUAGAAUUUACGUUAAAGUUUUUGUAAUAGUUCAAAUAUUUUCAAAGUCCAUUGACAUAUGGCUUUGAAACUUUGCACACUUGUUCACCAUCAUGACCCCAACCUGUAGACAGGAGGAGGUAACUCUAUCAAGUAUUUUUGACAGAAUUAUGCCCCUUUUUCGACUUAGAAUUUACGUUAAAGUUUUUGUAAUAGUUCAAAUAUUUUCAAAGUCCAUUGACAUAUGGCUUUGAAACUUUGCACACUUGUUGACCAUCAUGACCCCAACCUGUAGACAGGAGGAGGUAACUCUAUCAAGCAUUUUGACAGAAUUAUGCCCCUUUUUCGACUUAGAAUCUACGUUAAAGUUUUUGUAAUAGUUCAAAUAUUUUCAAAGUCCAUAGACAUAUGGCUUUGAAACUUUGCACACUUGUUCAACAUCAUGACCCCAACCUGUAGACAGCAGGAGGUAACUCUAUUAAGCAUUUUGACAGAAUUAUGCCCCUUUUUCGACUUAGAAUUUACGUUAAAGUUUUUUGUAAUAGUUCAAAUAUUUUCAAAGUCCAUUGACAUAUGGCUUUGAAACUUUGCACGCUUGUUCAACAUCAUGACCCCAACCUGUAAACAGGAGGAGGUAACUCUAUCAAGCAUUUUGACAGAAUUAUGCCCCUUUUUCGACUUAGAAUUUACGUUAAAGUUUUUGUAAUAGUUCAAAUAUUUUCAAAGUCCAUUGACAUAUGGCUUUGAAACUUUGCACGCUUGUUCACCAUCAUGACCCCAACCUGUAAACAGGAGGAGGUAACUGUAUCAGGCAUUUUUUUUACUAUCAAGCACUAAGAAUAGUCGAGCAUGCUGUCCUACCGACAGCUCUUGUUGUGAUAUGUAAAUAUAUAUGUUUGUGUUUUCACAAGUUAAGAAUGUGUUCAGGAGUUUACUAUGCUGUUUCAUAUGUAAAAAAGUUCAUUCAUAAAACAAAUCACAUCUUUUAUUAUUAAAGUAUGAAGAACAAAGAUAA
Molecule: messenger RNA, 3160 nt
Organism: Ruditapes philippinarum (Manila clam)
Lineage: Eukaryota; Metazoa; Mollusca; Bivalvia; Venerida; Veneridae
Product: dynein axonemal assembly factor 10-like
Exons: 8
Coding region: 100-1167 (355 amino acids)
Molecular function (GO): ubiquitin binding
Source: RefSeq, a predicted model, not a curated record